Molecule: messenger RNA, 3108 nt
Organism: Lagenorhynchus albirostris (white-beaked dolphin)
Lineage: Eukaryota; Metazoa; Chordata; Mammalia; Artiodactyla; Delphinidae
Gene: DUSP18
Product: dual specificity phosphatase 18
Exons: 2
Coding region: 384-950 (188 amino acids)
Biological process (GO): protein dephosphorylation
Molecular function (GO): MAP kinase tyrosine/serine/threonine phosphatase activity
Source: RefSeq, a predicted model, not a curated record
UGCUGCCGGUUGCAGCGCGCAGAGCAGACCCUACUUCUUGACUGGGACUGCUGUAGUCCCCGCGUGAUCGCAGGGCGGGUAACCGGGUGAAUCUGGGCGGGGCAGCUCCGGGACGAGGAGACGAGGCCUGGGUUUCUGCGGAGACCCAGCACGGCCCAUUCCUCCCCGCGACGAGGGACCACUGCUAUGGAAACUGGAGCACCGGGCCGGCGGGGAUUGUGGCUCCUGGGUCGUGACCGGUCUUCUCUCACCUGGGGACCCUCGCCCAAGGUUGUUUCCUGAACUAACCUGCCCUCCCGCCCUCGAGAGAGAGUUUUCUACGGACACAGACUAGCAGGAAGAUGCAGCAUCUAUGUCUCACUGGCCGCUGACCCACCAGCCCGAUGACAGCAUCUCCGUGUGCCUUCCCGGUUCAGUUCCGGCAGCCCUCGGUCAGCGGCCUCUCACAGAUCACCAGCAGCCUGUAUAUCAGCAACGGGGUAGCAGCCAACAACAAGCUCUUGCUCUCCAGCAACCACAUCACCACAGUCAUCAACGUCUCAGUGGAGGUGGUGAACACCUUAUAUGAGGACAUCCACUACGUGCAGGUGCCUGUGGCUGACACACCCAUGUCGCGUCUCUGUGACUUCUUCGACCCCAUUGCAGACCACAUCCACAGCGUGGAGGUGAAGCAGGGCCGCACCCUGUUGCACUGUGCCGCCGGCGUGAGCCGCUCGGCCGCCCUCUGCCUUGCCUAUCUCAUGAAAUACCACGCCAUGUCUCUGCUGGAUGCCCACACAUGGACCAAGUCAUGCCGGCCCAUCAUCCGGCCCAACAAUGGCUUUUGGGAGCAGCUCAUCCACUAUGAGUUCCAGCUGUUUGGCAAGAACACUGUGCACAUGGUCAGCUCCCCCAUGGGAGUGAUCCCCGACAUCUAUGAGAAGGAGGUCCGUCUGAUGAUUCCACUGUGAGCCAUUCCACCAGCCCCUGCCCCAGGGUCAGAGGUACAGAUCUGCCAUUGAUCCUACACCAAGAUCUGUACUUAAAACAUUCUACUUUCACUGAUACAGAAAAACCAGAUGAUGCCUUUUUUAAGGGCAAGUAAAAAGGAAGGGUACUGCAGCUCUUAAUCUUAUAAUUCAUAACUUUAAAGAUUCAGCUUAUUAAAUGUAAGAUGGUGAAGAUAAGUUUCCUACCCUGUGAGUGAUAGCUCAUGGCUGCUGACCAGAGGGAAGAGUGAACCAAAUGGACCAGCACCCUGCGCAUAUGGCAAGUUUGGUAUUCUGCAGCCCUCCCCACGACCGACCAACCCAGGAAUGGGUCUGCCACAAUCCCGCCUCAUUCUUUUGAACACGAAGCCGGCCUUAAGCAUCAUGGCACCUCCCAUGCUUCUCCAGUAAGUGCCAACCUACUGGAUGAGUAGCCUUCAAGUGGUACUCCAGGAGCCCUGGGGGCCCCAAGCCAACCCUGCUUCCACCUUCAACCCUGGUCUUCUAGAUGGGACUUACGCAUAAGAUAGUUUUCAAAGGAAGCAUUCCAUUGUAUAAAAUUUCUUUAAAAACAUUUCUUUUUGAGUGCUGUUGUACGUGGCAAGAUCCCCUACCAGCCUUUGAUGAAAGGUGGUAUUAGUCUCCAUCUCGGGGCACGUGUGGAGAGCAGGCCUGACAUCAGGCUCAGAGGUUUCUCUCACAGGCCUCAGCUCAGAAGGCUGGAGCUGUGGACCGGAACCCAGCCUUGUCACCUCCUGCCUGUGUGAUGUGGGGCCUCUUGGAGCCUCAGUUUCCUCGUCCAGGCGAUGACAGCCCUUUCCUCACAAGGUUGUCGUGAAGAUUCAGUGCUUCCUUAGCACGGUGCCUGGCACAUGGUAGGUGCUUGGUGCUUGGUGUAACUGGCAGCUCUCAUCACGAAUGAUACUCUGGCCCUGCUGCCCCGGGUCAGCAAGUCGUCUUCACAACAGCAGCUCCCCGCCUGCGCACAGCCCUUUAUUGCUUAGAAAGUGCUCUUCCAAGAAGUCAUCCUGUGUGGGAGAAAAAUGGUUUCGGUCCUUUCAGACCCUGCCUUUAAGGAGGCCUAGACCUCGAAGCCUUUUCAGACUUCCCAUUGGAUUAAGCACAAUGUUUAAUCCAUGUGCAAUCUGGGACUCCUAGAACAAGGAGCACACUUCCAGCUUCCCCCAAAGGGCCUUGUUUAGAUUGCUGAUCAUUAGAGCCAGUGCCCUGGUCUGGCUGACCGCUGGGGUCCAGUGGGGUAUGUGCCAAAGGGAUAAAUGAGUGGGCCCUACCAGUAGGCCCUGAAAUCCAGGAUUGUUCAAACCCCCGAGGUGUGUGUGGAUCUGGGUCAAGAGCAGCUAUUCUAAUCUAGAGAUUUUCAGACAAACAGUACAUGGGCCAGUCAAGAGCACAACUGCUCGUGGGUCAGAGCCCACUGGAGGCCAAAUGCUCCUUUUCUCCAAACCUGCCCCACCCUCACUUCCACAAAGGGCCUGCCCAGGGGUGUAAUUUUAGGGUCAGGGGAGAAGGAAAAUCGCUACUCAAGACUGAUCUCAUUUUACAGAUGAAUAAACAGAACCACAAACACCAGGGCUGGUAUGGCAGAGCCCCCCCCAAAGCAGAAGAAACCCAUCAGGAAGAAACCCAGGUGGAAAAUUUCUUUGAAAACAUUUUUAAAGAGAAAUUUAUUUGAAUAUCUUUUUUUUCAGUUUUUAAAAAUUUUUAAUUAACAUACCAUAAAAUUAACUUUCUCCUGUGUAAAGUUCUCUGUGUUUUAACACAUUCGUGUAACUACCUCCACAAUCAGGACACAGGGCAGUUCCAUCAACCAAAGAAUUCCCUUACGCUGCCCCUUGGCAGUCACACCUUUGCCCCACACCAACCUCUGGCAAACACCUAUCUCUCCUCCAUUCCCUAUAGAUUUGCCUUUUCCACAUUGCCACAUACAUAGAAUCAUAGAGGAUGUCACAUCUAGAGACUGGCUACUUUCUGUCUGUCUUUGAGAUUCACACACGUUGCUUUUUAUGGCUAAGUGGUAUUCCAUUGUUGGAUGCGCUACAGUUUGUUUUACCUUCACCCGUUGAAGGAUAUCUGGGUUGUUUCCAGUUUUGGGCGAUUUUGAAUAAAACUGCUACAAAUA